Messenger RNA from Octopus sinensis (East Asian common octopus), 2281 nucleotides. Its product is annotated as zinc finger protein 214-like. Gene Ontology annotation, cellular component: nucleus. The transcript is spliced from 2 exons. The record is from RefSeq and is a predicted model, not a curated record. Lineage: Eukaryota; Metazoa; Mollusca; Cephalopoda; Octopoda; Octopodidae. Bases 1035 to 2156 code for a protein of 373 amino acids.
ACCUCCCUUGUGUUUACAUGCUUCCAGGCUCCCCCCCUCCUCCACUCGGUUCUCUUUAUUCUUGCAAUUAGCAACCCCGAGCGGCCCCGGCUAUUUACGUUGUCAAUGAUAUAUUAAUUCCUGUAAUUACCGGCUUUUAAAAACAUUAUUUAACUUGCUUUUGUUUCAAUGCAUUAUUAUUUGAAGACGGAAUCUAAAUUCGUUCAUUCAGCCGAUGGCAUUUAAGUGAUUAAGAGAGAAAGAACCGGCUUAAAAGACCCCCAGGAGACGCGAUUUGCUUUAUUUCACUCGAAAUUUCUGCUGGAAACCAACAAAUCACUACCAACAACAAACUAACCAGGGAAUCUCUACUUAGCUGCUCGAUCUGCUAGUAAUAGCAACUAAAUCAUACUCUCUCGCCCUUCAAAACAACAUAGUGAAUAAUGUAGUUUUUACGGGACUGUCACGGUUGGAAUUAUCUUUGAUCUUUGGAUUGCUCCUACGUUCAGAGCCGACCUCGCGCUAAACAGCAAAAACAAAAACAACAACAACACCGCAGGGACGUCUCUUCGUAGUCGAUCGAUCUGCUAAAAUUAGCUGCCAAAUCUCCCUCAAAUAUAACCUUACCGUUUCAAAAAGAUUCAACUGGAUUUAGGCGAUACUAGAAGCUGUAUCUAAAAAGGUUAUAGGGAUGGUCGCAGCUGGAACGACUUUCGGACCAGAGUAACAGUAAAACAGAGAGAAAGACAGAGAAUAAGGAAAGAGAAAGAAAGAGAGAUAGAGAGAGGGAGAAAGGGAAGGAGAGAGAGAUGAUCAGAAGACCAGCAGCAGCAGAAGGGGAACAAUGUGUCUUGUAUAUUUGAUUGUAUCUGUGAUUGAAGAACCUUGUUGCCAUCGAUAAAACAGAGAGAGAAAGAAAAACAGAGAAAGAAGGAACAUAGAAGAUAUUUGAGUCCAUUAUUUCUUCACCUUUUUGGAUUGUUUGGAAUUUUUUCUUCUGUGUUGGAGACAACAAAGUUUAAAGAAGAAGCUCAAAGUUUCCUCCUAACGCGGCCAUGAAGAAGACCCCGAUGUGUAAUCUCUGUGGCAAAGUGUUUUCCCGUCGCGACAACCUCGAGCGUCAUUUAAACAACCACCAGGGGGAGAAGUUGUUCUUUUGUGAAUACUGCGGCAAGUCGUUCUUGCGCAAGUCUUACCUCAAACUUCAUCAUCGCAUCCAUUCCGGGGAGCGUCCGUUCCAGUGUGGUGUGUGUGGACGAACCUUCACAAGAGAUGACCAUUUGCUGCGGCAUUACAGGUCACAUCAGGGCUACAAACCGUACACAUGCGACGUGUGCGGCAAAGCGCUGUCACGGCGCGACCACCUUGCUGUGCAUCGGCGCAUCCACACGGGCGAGCGGCCGUUCAAGUGUGACCUGUGCAACUGCGAGUUCACGCGCAGCGACCACCUGUUGCAGCAUAAGAGACUGAACAUGUGCGAACAAGCGUCGUCGUGUGUUACCAUGGAGACAGGUAUGCCUGCCAAAGUAUCUGAGAUUGCCCCAGAGGAACAAUACGAAGAGGGAGCUGAGCUGGACAACAGCAACAACAACAAACAUCAUAACAAAAACAGCAACAGUAACACUAACAACAACAACAACAACAACAACAACAAUAGUAGUAGUAGUGGUGGUGGUGGUGGUGGUGGUGGUAGUAGUGGUAACAGCAACUCAACAUCGAAAUGUAAUAAUAGCAGUGCUGAUGGUAAAAGCGUCCAGUCGCAGCAGAACCAAAUGUCUGAAGUGGCCACCUCUAACAACACAGCGAUCAUUGCAGCUCCUGCACCCACCACUGCAGCCGUUGCGCUCGUCACCAACGACCUCGCUGCUGCACUGCUACCAAACACCACCAAACUCUACUCAAUCCCAUGCAAUGGCAGCACAACGCCAGGUCUUCUAGCAGACAGUGCUGGCUCAGGCAGUGUGGCCACCCAAAUCUACCAGGCAGCGACCGGUGUGCCCAGUGCCAUCAACCCCAUCACCCAUAUCUUCCCCACCAUCCAGCUAUCUCCUGCAACCACACAGCUAUUCCCUACCAUCCAGAUGUAUCCCAGUGCGCACAUCAACUUGCAGCAGCACACAGCUGCAGUGAACCAGAAACUCCAUAUUUCCGGAUCACAUCUCAACCACAACAAAUGAACGGAACACUGACAGAUGUGUGUGUGUGUGUGCAUGUUUGUGUGUGUGUGUGUGUGUGGAUUUGUAUGUAUAUGUGAAUUUUUAUGUAAAUGUACAUAUAUAUAUGUAUAAAUGUGCAUUUAAUA